Aphanomyces astaci is the source of this 390-nucleotide messenger RNA. RefSeq lists its product as hypothetical. The transcript is spliced from 4 exons. The coding region runs from base 1 to 390 and encodes 129 amino acids. The record is from RefSeq and is a predicted model, not a curated record. Lineage: Eukaryota; Oomycota; Saprolegniomycetes; Saprolegniales; Verrucalvaceae.
AUGGGAGCACAUUUGGAUGCCUCGAUGAGCUGCGAGUGGAUGGGGCGCCGUUCUUCAACGACCGCUUCGACGCGGCCCAGAACUUUGGGGUCAUCGGCGUGGUCAUCGGCCACGAAAACUCCCACGGACGUCGGCGCUGCCUUCAUCAAGAAGGCGCAGUGCACCACCGACCAGUACAUUGCCAUGGAGGUGGUGACCAGCCAUGUGACUGGCGCCGUGAUGGGCAAGGCGUUCCAGCAGUACGCCAAGACGACGCAGUCCUGGUACACGACCCACACGGGCAAUAAGACGUACUUUUUGGCGUAUGGCCUAGCGAGGGGCGAAAAGAAGAAGACGGUCGCGGCACUCAAGGCCAACCUCGUCCUGGACGUCCACCCGCCCGGCAAGUAG